AUGGCGCCCAUGAACCAGCCUAUGGAGGUCUCCUAUUGCAUAAAGCUGGACCUCCCCGAGACCAAGGACGGCGAGGACUUGAGCUUGUAUUCCGCCCGGACGGACCGGACGGAGCAGCUUCCAUCUGCCCGCUUGCCAAAGAAACUGCAAAGGCCUUCCAAGAAUUUGCUCUUCGACGCGCCGACCCCCGCUGCUGUAGGCAUUCUGGGAGAGGCCGCCGAAGAAGUCAUGGGCCUGAGCAUACCAGCAUCGCCUCGGGAGGACGGCGAGGCCUGGUUGGAGGCGGGGCCCUUACCUGGGCCGGCGCCGGAGCGCUACGCCGACAAGGCACAGGGGCUCUCGCUGGCUCAGCGCCUUCUCCAGCUCGACUUCUCCGAUGACGAGGAGGAUGACGGCUCCCCUACUUCCAGACACGAGCUGCCGAAACUGCAGGCUGAACCAGACGCAGCCGACACGGAGGCCGCGGAGGCGUCCCCGAUCAUCGUAGAAGAUUGCCAGGAGUUUAUCCAGGAGCUUGACAGUGAUGACGACUGA
Messenger RNA from Symbiodinium sp. CCMP2456, 534 nucleotides. Lineage: Eukaryota; Dinophyceae; Suessiales; Symbiodiniaceae. The record is from the annotation of a GenBank genome assembly.